CAUUAAAGCAGGAGCUGCUGCAGCUGCACACACACAUCGAACUUCCUCCUCCUCUUCCUCUCUCUCUUUUUACCUCCUUCUCUUCUUCAUCACUGCAGCUCUCGCCGACGGCAGGUCCACUGGAUGGUGGAGACCUUUUAUUCCUCCCUCCAUCAUAUACAUAUAUUCACAGAGAGAGAGAGAGGAAGAGAGACCGACACACUCACGCAGGACCGCGGGAUCGUUGUCCGGGCUGUAGUUCGGGUCGCCACGCAUUCUCCGGAUUUCAGCGGACCUCGGUAACCUCAGAGCCCCUCUCCAUCUGCCGGACUGCUGCUUUUAAAGUGCUGGUUGUGUUUGAGGCGGAGCGACACAGAAAAGAAGAGCGGACAACUUGAUUAUAGGCAAUUGAACUGAUUAGAUGAUAGGCCUGAUGUGGAUUUGUCAAAGAUGAACCGCGUCGAGACGAUGCGCUGAGACGCAAACGGCCCAGGCUCUCCGGUUGUGCGCUCAUCCAGAGGCUACAGCUAACGGAGAGAGAGAGAGAGAGAGAGGAGGGGGGGUGGACUGCGGAAGAAAAGAGAGAGGGGAAGAGAAAAAAAACCCACAAGAGGUUUCUGAUCCAUAAAGGUUGUGCCUGACUCAAAAAGGAGCGAGUCUCGCCCCUGGAACAGGGGGCGGAUAAGCGGAGAGGUAGAAGUCUAUCCAAACGAUGGCCACCCUACUGCGGAAGAUCGGUCUGAUCCGCCUGCACGACCGAGACACGGAGGAUCCGAAGCACCACCAGGGCUCGCUGAAGGGGACCAAGGGGAACCAGAAGAAUAACGCCAACAAACACUGUCAGACCGCCAACGAGACCAACCUGCUGAGCACCCCGGAGAUCAAGGCGAGGAAGCUGGACCAGCACGGCAAGGACAAGCCGGCCGGCAAAGACAAGCAGGGCAAGGAUGCGAAGGAGAAGCAGCAGACGGUGGGUGGAGGAGGAGGUGGUGGUGGUGGCGGAGGAGGAGGAGGGAGCGGCGGCGGAAGCAAAGCCCCCAGCGCCUCCUCCGUGCCGCCGCUGGCGCCUCACCGGCAGCACUGCACCCAGGUGCGGACGCGGCGCCUGAUGAAGGAGCUGCAGGAGAUCCGGAGGUUAGGGGACAACUUCAUCACGGUGGAGCUGGUAGAGGAUAACCUGUUCGACUGGAACGUCAAGCUGCACCAGGUGGACAAGGACUCGGCGCUGUGGCAGGACAUGAAGGAGACCAGCACCGAGUUCAUCCUGCUCAACGUCACCUUCCCCGACAACUUCCCCUUCUCGCCGCCGUUCAUGCGGGUCCUCACGCCGCGCCUGGAGAACGGCUACGUGCUGGACGGCGGGGCCAUCUGCAUGGAGCUGCUGACCCCCCGCGGGUGGUCCAGCGCCUACACGGUGGAGGCGGUGAUGAGGCAGUUCGCUGCCAGCCUUGUAAAAGGACAGGGCCGUAUUUGCAGGAAAUCAGGAAAGUCCAAGAAAGCUUUUAGUCGUAAAGAGGCCGAGGCCACAUUCAAGUCCCUGGUGAAGACCCACGAGAAGUACGGCUGGGUGUCCCCACCCAUUUCCGACGGCUGAGUAUCCGGCCGCCAUCCCUCCACCCGCCCGUGCUAGCCGGAGAGAAGAAGAAGAAGAAGAAAAAAUACAAGCUAGCCUCGACGCGCAAAACAACACACCAUGCUAACUCAAAAAUGACUUAUCUUCACUAUUGGCUGUUUCACGCAACGUUUUUUUUUUUUUGGUAACGUUUUUUCAUUAUUACUGUUACCACACUACUACAGAAGCAGUGUUUUGUUGCUUUUUUUCUUCACCGUCUUGUCCAGGGAAUCUUUCUGCUAACUCAGAAAGAGGCAGCAGAGCAAGGAGGGUGUUCGUGUAUGAAUGUUUCACUUUAAAAGAAAUCAGCUGGGAAUGUGCGUCACUUCCAUCGGAUUUAUUUAUUUCUUUUCUUUUUCCUUUUCCCCCCAGCACACACUUAUGUAGGUGCAGCCGGACAAAUCGGAUAUGCGAACUUUUUUUUUUCCACACCAUGUGAAAGACUACUGAAUAAAGGAGACUCAUCUUUCUCGCCAGUCCUCUCUUUAGCACUGAACUGGCUACAACCAACCAUUCGUGUAGCUCUCGGGUCAUUUACAUACAAAUUAAGCUGUUAAUGUUUAAUAGACGGGCAUUGCACUGGCAUUUAUACCCACUUGUUCCGUCAUUCGUUUAGUUUUUUGUUUUUCUCCCUCUCUUGCUUUCGACUGUGCCGUUGCUCACGGUUCAAUGCAACAUAACGAUUGUAAUUUACAUGGAGCUGUGCUCUUACGCUUUCUUCUUUAACUUGCUUUGUUUCUCUUUCUCUCUCUUUCCUUCUCUUGUGGCUAAACUUAGAGCUGUGUUGCGUAGAUGGGUUUAAAAUAAAAAAAAAGUCUCACGUUGCUUUAUGCAAAGCCCUUGUAUGAUAAACAGAAUGAUAGUCAGUCACCUUCUUUCGUUCUCUCUCUACAUUCAUGUUAGCUUGUCUGUAGGAGUGGAAGGAGGAUGUAAUUCCCAUGAUUUAGAUACCAGACGGUCCAGCUGAAGGCCGGGCUUCAGUGUGUCUGUGUGUUUACGAAGAGACAACCCUUUAAAACGGUGAAACACUUGGCUAACUGCGACUGACGCUACCACUUGAAGGGAGCGCUAAUUUCUUUAGCUAAACCACUAGCCGUCUUGUCCCGCUGUCUGUGUCAUUACGUUACACAUGAGUGGAGUUUUAACCGUAGACGAUGUCUGUCGACCCUUCGUGUAAAGAAGAAAAUGUUAGCAGGAAAAAGAAAGAAAGAAAGAAAGAAAGGAUAAACCUUUUAGCUCCACACAGGCGUUUCACCGGCGCUUUAAAUGAAGGAAUGCAUCAGAGAACUCCUGAUUGAUGCGGCGGGGAGAAAAGGAGGAUAAGGAAGGAAGGAAGGAAGAAGAAGAAGAAGAAGCUCUUUGAUCACUGCCGGCUGCUCUUGGGAAAAUGUCAGGCGGCUUUGCAAAGCGGCUGAGCGACGGGUUUUAUUUGCUCUACCUGUUGAGUUCUUGAGUUCCAUCCUUUUGAAAGGAGUUUCUAGGCGUCGGAAAUCAAGCGUACGGCCACAGUGUCAGUCAUGGGCCUUCUGGGCAGAGCGUCCGUCCGUCCGUCCGUCCGGUCCGGUCUGUUUCGCUUCGUUCCAGGUAAAUGUCAGAGGAAAGGCCGCUAAUUGGUCUGACAUUUCCGCAGACCGUCAUUAGAAAAGAGCAGCGAGAGCAGGAGGACGGAGGACGUCAAGCCCCGCGCUGGGCACUGACAUAUCGUCGCUUUCGAAGCGAGGGAGGGAGCGGCCUGUUCGUGGCAAGAUGUAGCUAAAUGAUAAGUUCGGAUGAGCUGAAUCGUGGUUCGCGGCCGAUAGCAAACAUCCGUGAGCAAAACAAAAAAAAAAACGCCAACAGAGACACACCAUCUGGUAUGUGAUCAUGUUCUAAAGCGUGCUAGUGGUUUCUUUUUUUUUUUUGGUUUGUUUUUUUACGAGUUUGGCUCUUUAAUUUCAGACAAAACUGUAAUCUGAGUAAUUGUUACAACAAAAUAUCUCAAAAGCUGAGUGUUUGCUGGUUCCAUGAGAAACCUUUUUUGUGACAUAGUUUAGACUGGUAGUUUGCAGAAACUAACUGGGUUAACUGACUAUUUGUAAUAUAUCUGCAUGUGUUACGUGAUUGGUAGCUAGCUACUGUAUAUCGUUUUUCAAGAAAAAGCAAGAAAAAUAGAGAAAACAAAAAUGCAAAUGCUUCUCUUUUCUUUAUUUUAAUUUAUAUUAAUAUUGUUUGUUCUUUUUUUGAGUCCUGUACUGUAUGGACUUUCUAUUUCUUUCUAAAUGUCCUGAAUGGGAAAAAAAAAAAAAGAAGUCACAUUGUGUUGAAUGUUUGUGUUUUAAUUUAUUUGUGGUUUGCCAAAACGAUGAUUUUUGAAGCAUGUUGCAGGAAAUGUCACCGGGAAAUGAGAGGAAACAAGCAAAAAAAAAAAAAAAGUAAACAAAUAAACAAAACAAAAAAAGAUAGCUAAUGUAUUUGUGCGAUAGGGGGAAGGUGUGUUUUUGUUGGGGGUGAAACAAGAUUACGGGAGGGCAACACAUUCACUCGCUCCUUCCUGUUCCCCUCCGUAACGUCGCCACUGCCCCUUCCCCGUUGGUCCUAAUCGACACACUGAUUUGGCUCGAGUGUAACGCAGUCAACACGGCCUGGACGCAGGCGACCCUCAGCAGCAGAUCUAGGAUCAGUAACUUCUCAAGGGAAUCUGACCCGUGAUCCGCUUACUUGCGAGCAACUUGUUUUUUUUUUGUGCGUGUGUGUGUGUGUCCCACUCCUAGCUUGAAAGCGUUUGGUCAGAGACCGAGGUCUUAAAAAGUUCAAAAGGUGAAAGGUCGUUGCAAGACCAAACAGGAAUGUGCAAUAAAAAUGACAUCUUAUUGAAA
Molecule: messenger RNA, 4446 nt
Organism: Xiphophorus couchianus (Monterrey platyfish)
Lineage: Eukaryota; Metazoa; Chordata; Actinopteri; Cyprinodontiformes; Poeciliidae
Gene: ube2ql1
Product: ubiquitin conjugating enzyme E2 QL1
Exons: 3
Coding region: 692-1573 (293 amino acids)
Source: RefSeq, a predicted model, not a curated record